AUGGCGAUGAAAAGACUCCUGGGGUUGGAAAAGCGUCUGUCCAAAGAUUCGGAACUUCGACAAGGAGUGAAGGAGCAGAUCAACAGCUACGAGCAAAAGCAGUACAUCAGUAAGGCUUCAACGGGAAGAGGUCGGCAGUCUGGAUACUCGACGUGUCUGGUUUCUACUGCUGGGAGUAGUUAUCAAUCCCAAAUAGCCUGGCAAUAUUCGGAUGGUAUGGGAUGCGACCGCAAAAAAAAAGCCUGCUUCAACGACAUGCUGCUCAAGGGUCCUGAUCUUCUUGUGUCGCUAGUGGACGUUUUGCUGCGAUUCAGACAGGGGAAAGUCGCCGUGUGUUCUGGCAUCCGGAAAAUGUUCCUCCGAAUCCUAAUUCGCGAUGAAGACAGUUGGUCACUGUGCUUUCUUUGGAGAAGUAAUCCGGAGGAACUACGUGAAGUCUACGUGAUCAACGUGGCGAUAUUCGGUGCAACCAGCUCGCCAUGUACAGCGCACGUCAACUCGAUGGAAGAAGCAGUACAGUUGGAACAGCAAGUGCAAGAUAUCCAUGCAGCAGCCGGUUUCCAGUUUGGGAAGAUACUGUCCAACGAGAAGGCAGUGCUAGACCGACUAGGAGAGACGAGUACAGCGAUCAGUAAACCACUGCCAGUAGACAAAGACCGAAUAUGCGAACGUGUUCUGGGCGUCAUAUGGAUCCCGUCGGAAGACGCAUUCACAUUAAAUCAACAGGGAUUGGAGGAAGUAUUAGGUGCCGAUUGGGCAGCACCAACAAAGCGACAAGUCCUGCGUAUUGUGAUGAAGCUCUACCACCCCUUAGGACUCAUUGCACUCUUCGUCGUCCAAGGGAAGAUCCUGAUGCAUGAGAUUUGGCGAACAGAUACUAGCUGGGACGAGCCUAUUGCGGAUCAGCCACGUGAGCUUUGGAUGAGGUGGAUCAAACAUUAUCGGCAGAUCAACGAAGUGAACGUUCCUCGCUGCUUCUUCAAGGAUUUCUGUCCGCAGCAAGUCAGCGAUAUUCAGGUCCAUGUGUUCACAGAUGCGAGCGUGUCAGCUUGUGCGUGUGUGGCCUACCUUAGAAGGACUGGGAACGGAGAGAGUCAGUGUUCGUUGAUUGCAGCGAAGACAAAAGUUGCACUUCUACGAACGUUAUCCAUCCCACGUUUAGAGCUUCAGGUUGCCAUGAUGUGUUCCCGUCUACUGCAGAACAUCUGCUCAGCCCUUAUCAUCGAUAUCCACAGAUGUUUCCUGUGGUCAGAUUCAGCAACACUUCUUGCUUGGCAUCGCUCCGGUAGUCGUCGGUAUCAUCAGUUCAUGUCUUUCCGUGUUGGCGAAAUCCUGUCGUUAACCAGUGUGGAUGAAUGGCGCUACGAUCCUUCCCGCGAAAAUGUUGCGGACGAUGCCACGAAAUGGAAUGGGGGGCCUUCAUUCGAUCCGAGUUGCCGUUGGUACCAGGGUCCAGCAUUUCUGCAAGAUCCGGAAAGUCAGUGGCCUACGGAACGGCCAGGAGAUACAGCGGAAGCAGAUACUGCUACGUGCGACAGCAUAUGUUCACCGAGCUGUAGUAGUAUGAAAGCACUCAACGAGCGGGACAAGAUCGCUUAA
Molecule: messenger RNA, 1599 nt
Organism: Aedes albopictus (Asian tiger mosquito)
Lineage: Eukaryota; Metazoa; Arthropoda; Insecta; Diptera; Culicidae
Exons: 3
Coding region: 1-1599 (532 amino acids)
Source: RefSeq, a predicted model, not a curated record